AUGCUGGACGGACUAAAGAUGGAAGAGAACUUCCAGAGCGCGAUCGAGACCUCGGCCUCGUUUUCCUCGUUGCUGGGGAGAGCUGUGAAUCCCAAGUCGGUUUGUGAGGGCUGUCAGCGGGUCAUUUCGGACAGAUUUCUGCUACGACUCAAUGACAGCUUCUGGCAUGAACAGUGUGUUCAGUGCGCCUCUUGCAAAGAGCCCCUGGAGACCACCUGCUUCUACAGAGACAAGAAACUCUACUGCAAAUACGACUAUGAGAAACUGUUUGCAGUCAAAUGUGGUGGCUGUUUUGAAGCCAUCGCGCCUAAUGAGUUUGUCAUGAGGGCCCAGAAAAGUGUUUACCACCUGAGCUGCUUCUGCUGCUGCGUCUGUGAGCGUCAACUCCAAAAAGGUGAUGAGUUUGUCCUGAAAGAGGGACAGCUGCUCUGCAAGGGCGACUACGAGAAGGAGCGAGAACUGCUGAGCCUGGUGAGCCCGGUGGCUUCCGACUCCGGUAAAAGUGAUGAUGAUGACAGUCUUUGCAAGGCAGGUCACGGGGCAGGGAAAGGGGUUGCCGAGGAUGGCAAGGACCACAAGCGCCCCAAGCGCCCCAGGACCAUCCUGACCACCCAGCAGCGGAGAGCAUUCAAGGCUUCAUUUGAAGUCUCCUCUAAGCCAUGCAGGAAGGUAAGAGAGACUUUGGCUGCUGAGACAGGGUUGAGUGUUCGUGUCGUUCAAGUUUGGUUCCAAAAUCAGAGAGCUAAGAUGAAGAAAUUGGCAAGGCGACAGCAGCAGCAACAGCAAGAUCAGCAGAAUACACAAAGGCUGAGUUCAGCUCAGACAAAUGGUGGAGGGAGUACUGGGAUGGAAGGGAUCAUGAAUCCCUAUACUGCACUGCCAACCCCACAGCAGCUCCUGGCCAUCGAACAGAGUGUGUACAACUCAGAUCCCUUUCGACAAGGGCUCACUCCACCCCAGAUGCCUGGAGACCACAUGCACCCUUAUGGUGCUGAGCCCCUUUUCCAUGACCUAGAUAGUGAUGACACCUCCCUCAGUAACCUGGGUGACUGUUUCCUAGCAACCUCUGAAGCCGGGCCCCUGCAGUCCCGGGUGGGGAACCCCAUCGACCACCUGUACUCCAUGCAGAAUUCUUAUUUCACCUCUUGA
Messenger RNA from Gracilinanus agilis (Agile Gracile Mouse Opossum), 1149 nucleotides. RefSeq names its product LIM homeobox transcription factor 1 alpha (gene LMX1A). Gene Ontology annotation, cellular component: nucleus. The transcript is spliced from 8 exons. Lineage: Eukaryota; Metazoa; Chordata; Mammalia; Didelphimorphia; Didelphidae. Gene Ontology annotation, biological process: neuron differentiation; regulation of transcription by RNA polymerase II. The record is from RefSeq and is a predicted model, not a curated record. Bases 1 to 1149 code for a protein of 382 amino acids. Gene Ontology annotation, molecular function: DNA-binding transcription factor activity, RNA polymerase II-specific; RNA polymerase II transcription regulatory region sequence-specific DNA binding.